Molecule: messenger RNA, 456 nt
Organism: Strongylus vulgaris
Lineage: Eukaryota; Metazoa; Nematoda; Chromadorea; Rhabditida; Strongylidae
Source: the annotation of a GenBank genome assembly
AUGUCGAGGGAGACAAGCAAGUCACCGGGAAGUGAAACACGAGCAUUUGUACCUGAGGAAGGUGAUGUGGGAAGUGCCGGUGGUGGACGAUUGUCAUUCUCUACACCAAUGACAGCUUCAAUCCCCCCGAUCGAGAUAGAAAUAGAGGAUAACGAUCGCGAGAAGGAUAAGAAAUGGAAUCGAAAGUCGCUUGAAGAACAUAAGCCGAAGAGAAAAGAUACAACAACUUUUUCAAAUUUUCUACAUCGUUUCACUCGAUCGGAGGACAAGAAAGAAGAUAAGCAGAAGAAUGUGAUAGCUGAAGGGGACGCACUGGAUCGUCCAGAUAAACUCCAAGUUCCGGAUUCUGAGGAGAAAUGGUUCGAGAUGAAACCACUUGAUGGAGGGUUUCGAACCGCUCUUGAUAUGGGUAAGCCACCCUUACUGCAUUUAUUUUGUAAUUUUGUUUUCUUCUAA